AUGGACGCCGUAUUCGUCACCGCUUUGGCCAAGUAUUUUAGAAAUUUUGAGGGACUCGACUUGGCAUGGAAUCACAACAAGACCAUGCUCGUCACGGUGGAGGCGGAGCUCAGCGAUGAAGAGGCAAUGGAGUUGGAAUCGGGCUACCCAGAGUCCGACUGUUCCAGUAAUUGGUACAGUCCCAGGAGCAUAGACUCAACAUGUAGCCAGGUCGGCACGCCAUGCAGUGCUGUAACGACGGGCAUGUCUAUGUCUCCUUUUGAGACUACUAGCCAGUCGCCAUGUGUUUUCGGCAUUGGUGGUACUUCACCAUGCAAAAAUGAGGCCGGCUGGAGCUCUUUCUUCAGCAACGAAGUUGAUGGCAACUUGUGGUGUAGCAGUGACGAUGGCAAUAAGACACCAAAGGCACGGUCGACUAAGUCGUCGGUUUCUGAAGAAGAUUUGGAGCUGUUCGUCAGCGCCAUUAAGAUGAUGAAGGCUAUCAACGUUGCGAAGCCAGAACAGCAGGAAGAAGAGAUGGAAGGAGAGUUAGAUGAAUGUUAG
Molecule: messenger RNA, 543 nt
Organism: Bursaphelenchus okinawaensis
Lineage: Eukaryota; Metazoa; Nematoda; Chromadorea; Rhabditida; Aphelenchoididae
Source: the annotation of a GenBank genome assembly